UAAAUCAUUUGGUAAAUAUUUCUUCAUCACUCCCACCGUCACCAUCACCACCACCACCAAAGCAUCAUCAUCAUCACCAUCUACCACCACAUACAAUUUACCACCAUCACUAUCAAAGUAUUUUGAAUGAACAGUAUUUCAACCAAAGGAAAGAGACAAAAAAAGACUCUAAGUAAAAAAUACUGAGUCUGAGUCUGAAUUUGUUAUUGUUUUGGUUAUGGAUUUUUUUUUGUUUCUUUUCUUUCAUCAUUUCUGAUAUUAAACUAAAACUAUAAGAAGUUGAGUUAAAUAUUGUCCAUCGAAAAAGGUGAACAACUGAGAAAAAAAAACCUCAUCUAAAUUUCAUCUUUUAAGUUUUUAAGUUAAGUUGUUUUGGGAAAAUUUCUCAUUCAAAUUGGAAAUCAAAUAAUUUGUGUUUACCAUUUGAAACCUUUUCAUCAGAUACCUUGAGAUCCUCCAUUGUGUUUGUGUCAUCAUUGUCAGAAUUUUAUAUUCCUAUUCAUAAUCAUGGGUUGUGCCUUCACUAAGAACCUAACCAAUGGUUCAGGAUGUAAUUCAAGUGUACGUGCUAAUAAUAAAUCAGGAAAUGUGUCCAAUAAUCCACUGGAAGUGCCGGAACCACCGCCACCCGAUCCAAGGCUUCCCCUGAAUGCCAGGCAAAAGUUUCAAAUAACCAAAUCAUGGAAAGGUAUUCAAAGAGCCAUGGAACCAACCGGAGUCUCAAUGUUUAUCAAAUUAUUCGAGGAAAACUCUGAACUUCUUAAUCUUUUCACCAAAUUUCAAUCAUUAAAAACCAAAGAAUCCCAAAGAGAGUCGAUGGAAUUGGCUGAACAUGCAUCGAAAGUAAUGACAACCCUUGACGAAUCAAUUAAUUCACUCGAUAAGGUUGACUUUUUUAUGGACUAUUUACACGCAAUCGGUCGUGAUCAUCGUAAGAUACCUGGUUUCAAGAAGGAAUAUUUUUGGAGGAUUGAGAGGCCAUUUUUGACCGCCGUUAAGGACACACUCGAGGAUAGAUACACCGAGAACAUGGAAAACAUUUAUAAAAUAACUGUACAUUUCAUCCUCGAAACUUUGAUUGCCGGUUACGAGGAAGCGGAAUCGGAAGAUGUUAAUAGUAACACUAAACAAUUAGAGGAUAAUCAAGAUGCUACAACGUAACAAUUAGAUGAACGAAACUUUUUCCUUCUUGAUUCUCAUGGAUUUACAAACAAUUAACUCUGAUCAAUUUACGUGUGUAAGGACAAAGUGUUAACUGUUGUAAAUUGUUAAUCAGUCAAUGAGAGUCAAUGUUUCAAUCUAACAAUUUAAUUGGAUUACAUCUUACAAUUUUCUAGUGUAGAUGUUAAUUGUUUUGUUUCUUCUCAUUGUGAUUCAACUUGAUUCAGUUCUGCUUAAUCACCAUCAUCAUGAUACAUGAGGAUUAUUGUAUCAUCAUCAGUGUUUGAUUUGUUUCCUUCUGGCUAAUCCUGGUUGAUUUAGAAAAAUUUAUAAACAAAAAAUUGAUUCGGUUAAAAUUCAAAUCACAAUCAACAAUCAGAAUCAUCUUGUAAUUUUAAUCAUCUCCUCAUCAAUAUAAAUAUAUUUAUCUCAUCAAGGGUAAUUGUUAAUAGUUUAUCAAGAGCUGCCCGUUAAUUGUAACAUUACAAUAUCUUAAUAAUAUUGAGUUAAUUAGCUUUAAUUGUUGACCCAAUUAGUUAAAUAAUAAUUUCCAGAUUCUUGGUGCUUCAUAUUGAUAAUUAUAUAAAUCAUUUCAUUCAUAAUUUAAAUCAUCAACAUCAUCAUCAAGCUCAAGCAACAACAAUUUGUGUUAAUUAUCACCACAAAAAGAAAACAAUUUACAACAGAAAAAGAAACAAUUAACUGGAUUAAUUAAAACUAAACACUAAUCACACAAUCGACUUGCGGAUCAUCAAAAUUAAUCAUGACCGUCCAUUGAGCUUAAUCAACAAUUAGUUGAUCUAUGAAUAUAAGGAAAACGAAUCAAAAUUAACAAUUAGCUCUAAUUGUUUACAAUAAAUUACACAAUUCACAAGUGAAAGCCAAACAAAAUUCAACAAAUCUAAUCAACAAUUAAAAAACUAAUUAUUGUGUCAAAAGAAAAAGUAACAACCAAAUGAAAUAUUAUCUUUUAAUGAACAAACAACAGCAAUUAAAUUACUCUCAUGGUUAUUACUAAAUUGUCAUCGUUAUAAUCAUCAAGGUUUGAUUGUUGUUCUGUGAAUGUUAAUUAAAACCAAAAAUCCAUGGGAAUCAAUGAAUGAGAAAUGAAAAGAGGAAUAGAAGAAAAAAAAGUUUAAUUCUAAAAAAAGUAAACAAAGAAAAUCGAAUUUCAAUUGAUGAGAAUUUUUUGUUUUCUUUUUCGCAUCCAAAUAAAUCUUCCUCAUCUUCAUCAUGAUCAUUCAUUCAGUUCAAUAUUCAGGAUGAAGUCAGAAUUGUGAUAACUAAUAAUCAUGAGAAGUUUAUUCAUAUGGAAUCGAGAUCUUUGUUCAGAACUUUUUUUUUCUUUGCUCAGAAAUUUUUUAUCGAAUUUUUUUCUUCUCUCUCAUUCUCUCUCUCUCUCUCUAUUUCUUUUCAAGUUAUCAUCAUGAAAUCCUCUGAAUUGUCAGUUAAAUAAACAGUUAUGAAAACUGUUGAAAGGUUAGUAAACAAUUUACAGAAUUGACAGAAAACAAAUAUUAUGAAUAUCCAACCAACUUUAAAAAAUUUUUUCCUUUCUGUUAAUUGUUGUCAGUCCAUUUUCAUCAUUAACUUAAUUGUGAUCAUUAAAUUGAUUAUAAUUGAUGUUAAAUUGCUUCAUUUCUUUCCUUUGUUUACUUUUCAUUCAUUAAUCAUGAUAAUUAAUCAACAAUCAAUUUCGGUUUUCUUUUUUCUCAAUCUAAUCAAAUCUCAAACUUUUCUUUGCUUAAUUGUGUUGAUACAAUGAUUCAGAUAAUUUAACAACAUUAUCGUUUCUUUUUAUAUCUUAAUUAUGUAAAUUGUUUCACCAUAAAUCAUGUAAACAUUAACAUCUCUCUCAUCUAACAAUUAAACAAACACAAUAUGUACAAUUAACUGAUUAUAAUCAACUGUAUGUAACACUUAAUAUAUCAACUGAUUAAAUGUAAAACUUGUUGAUUAGUUUUGAUUAACAUUUA
This is a messenger RNA of Panonychus citri (citrus red mite), 3137 nucleotides long. Its product is annotated as neuroglobin-like. Gene Ontology annotation, molecular function: oxygen binding; heme binding. Lineage: Eukaryota; Metazoa; Arthropoda; Arachnida; Trombidiformes; Tetranychidae. Bases 508 to 1161 code for a protein of 217 amino acids. The transcript has 3 exons. The record is from RefSeq and is a predicted model, not a curated record.